This is a messenger RNA of Erythranthe guttata (spotted monkey flower), 1101 nucleotides long. It is a transcript of the gene ABI4, whose product is annotated as Integrase-type DNA-binding superfamily protein. Gene Ontology annotation, molecular function: transcription cis-regulatory region binding; DNA-binding transcription factor activity. Lineage: Eukaryota; Viridiplantae; Streptophyta; Magnoliopsida; Lamiales; Phrymaceae. Gene Ontology annotation, biological process: response to stress; positive regulation of DNA-templated transcription. Gene Ontology annotation, cellular component: nucleus. The record is from RefSeq and is a predicted model, not a curated record.
AUGAGCGGUGCUGCAAUUUCAGACCCUAAUAUUCACCUUCCCCGAGACCACGAUGAACAAAACAAUGACUACAACCCCAUUAUUCCUUCACUUUCCACCACCACCACCUCCAGCGACACCGCUAGCGGCGGAAACAAUACCACCACCCCCACCACCAACGGUGCCAAGAAAGGUAAGGGCGGCGCCGCCGGUGGCAAAGGAGGCCCCGACAACGGCAAGUUCAGGUACCGGGGUGUCCGCCAGCGGAGCUGGGGCAAAUGGGUCGCCGAGAUCCGGGAGCCACGUAAGCGCACUCGUCGGUGGCUGGGCACCUUCGCCACCGCGGAGGACGCCGCCCGCGCCUACGACCGCGCAGCCAUCAUACUCUACGGCAACAAGGCCCAGCUGAAUCUCCAACCUUCCGGCAGCGGCGGCGCCAGCAACGGCGGCGGUGUGAGUGGCGGUUCGUCUUCUCACUCAUCGUCUAGAACGACGACUUCAUCCUCUUCAUCUUCAACACAAACCCUACGACCUCUGCUCCCCCGCCCGGCAGGGUUCGGCCUCACAUUCUCCGCUCCGCCGCCGCAGAUACCGCCGCCGGCCCUAGUAGGAAUGGCAGCAAACUACCCGCAGUACGGGCUGUACCCUAGCACCGUACAAUACCCCAACAACAACAUCGUACCCCAACAACAGAUGUGUCUGGUUCAGCAGCAGCAGCAACAGUACGGAUCGAAUAAUGAUUUCAAGAUUAUUGAAGCCGACCCCACAAUUGUUAGGGAUCAGUCGUCAAAAUACUCUUCUUAUCCAAACCCAAACCCUAACCCUAACCCUAACCCUAAUAACAAUAACACAGAUUAUUAUCCCCAACAAAUUCCGGACUUCAAUCACUUGCAGAGCAACGUUGGGUAUGAUGAAAUGAGUUCGUACGUGGGCUCCGUCGGGUCAAGUUUGUCUAAUAAUGCAAAGACCGACCACUUGCCGGCGGCGCCGGCGAUUACAGAUCCGGCGGAGGUGCUGAACGGAUACGUCACCUCACCGACGUGGCCGUUAGCUAGUGAAGACGAUUACCCUUCAACUAGUCUUUGGGAUUACGGCGAUCCAUUCUUGUUUGAUAAUAUUUGA